GCCCCUCCUCCCGUUUCCGCUGGCUGGAGCUGGGGCCGUGUCCUGCCCUACCUCAGCCGCUCCCCCAGCGCUCGGCCCCAUCAGGCCCGGCCCAGGGACGCGCGGGUUUGGUCUGUGACUUUUUCCGUGGUGUACAUCCAGUUACCUCAUCAGGAGGGACCUGCUCUCUUCAGCGACUUGUUGGCUUUGAUAUGCUCCGUGCAGGACAGAAUGCCCAGCUCUCCUCCUCCUCCUGGUGUUGAAUGCUGCUGCUUGAAAAUCGCAUCUGCUAUGGCUAAUGCUCACAAAUUUAAGAAGUGCAACAUGGCAAGAGGCUGCCUGUGUUGUUUGAAAUACAUGAUGUUCCUUUUCAAUUUAAUAUUUUGGUUAUGUGGCUGUGGUCUGCUGGGCGUGGGCAUCUGGCUGUCAGUGUCCCAAGGGAACUUUGCCACAUUUUCUCCCAGCUUUCCAUCGCUUUCAGCUGCCAACCUAGUCAUUACCAUUGGCACAGUGAUCAUGGUGACUGGCUUCCUGGGCUGCCUAGGUGCUAUCAAGGAAAACAAGUGCCUCCUGUUGAGCUUUUUCAUCGUUUUGCUGAUAAUUCUCCUGGCAGAGCUGAUAUUAGUCAUUUUAUUCUUUGUUUAUAUGGACAAGGUCAGUGAGAGUGCAAAGAAGGAUUUGAAGGAAGGUAUGAAGCUAUACAAUUCAGAAAAUAAUAUUGGACUGAAAAAUGCAUGGAAUAUCAUUCAAGCAGAGAUGAAAUGCUGUGGUGUGAAUGAUUAUACGGAUUGGUACCCAGUGCUGGGAGAAAACAUUGUUCCAGACCGAUGUUGUAAGGAAAACUCCCAAGACUGUGGACGGAACUCUACUGAAUCACUGUGGAAAAGGGGAUGUUAUGAGGAAGUUAUGAGGUGGUUUGAUGACAAUAAGCAUGUCCUUGGUUCGAUUGGGAUGUGCAUCCUCAUAAUGCAGAUUCUUGGCAUGGCCUUUUCCAUGACACUAUUCCAGCAGAUUCACAGGACUGGCAAAAAAUAUGAUGCCUAAAAGCCUCUGAAACAUUAUCACAUCAACCUUUCUGUCUCAUCAUAAAGCGAACACGAAGAAUGACUGCAAGGAGCAUCACGCCUAGCCCUGCUGAGGAAAUCCGUCCCAUUGACAGAUCCACUUCCUUGUUAGUUGUCCAGUUAUUAUCACAACUUAUUUGACUCUUUUCUUUUUUCUGUUUCACAUUUGCCAUUUAUUUGCCAAAGAGGGGGGAAACUCCCCAAACAAAUGGAUUUUCUACACGAAAUCAUAGAUCUGCUCUAAGAAUGUUUCUUAACUUAAGAAAAUGUUUUGCUCUACUAAUCCAUGCUAUACGUGCAAAAAUUAUGUGUGUUUGACUUCAAGGGAGAAUUCUUCAAAGUCUUCCAUUAGGUUUUCAACCCUUAUGUCCAAUUUACUGGAAGACUCAGAAAGGCCACUCUAACUGAGAGUCCUAGAAAUUGGAGCUGCUUUGCUUUGCAGCUUCUUGUACCUUACGGUGUAUACUUUUUUAUUAUGAUGAUGAUUAUUAUUAUGAUGAAUAUAGCUUAGAAUUUAGUUGCCUGACUUAUAACUUCUUACUGUUUUUGAUUUUACACAUUUAUUGUACAUUAAUUUGGGAACUGCUGUGCGAUCUCCAGAGGACAUGUUCUGCAACGUUGACAGUAGGUGCAGGCAAAGACAUAACUUUUCUCAAGUCUGUGGGGAGGCAGCACCUACCUUUAUCAGGGCCUUGAUGCCCUUACUGUAACAAAGGUAUUUCCUUUAAAAUCAGAGACUCUUUCCUCAGAUGGAAUGCAAAGCCUUCCCAUCAGACCAGAUGAUGAGCUUCCUACUUCUGCGAGGCAAAGUUCCAAUGCCUUUACUCACCCAAAGCGGUGCCUGGCUGCUUCAUGUUAUGCUACUUUGAAAGCUAAAAGUGCUGGCUAAGCAAGUUACUGCUGGCACAAAGGAGAGAGAUUGCAGUCUGACCUACUGGCAGCAGACUUCACUGACUGUGUUGUCUGCUUCAAAAAGUUUGCCCAAGGCAUGGCAAGCUGCUGGAUGUGAAGGAAGGGAAUGGCAAUUUGAUGGCACCAUUAUCAUGCCAUGGCCUUUGUUGUAGGGAUUUCCUCAGGCAAAAGACAGCUGUCUCCCUGAGAUAGAAAAGACAGUUUGAUUAUGAGUUGACCAGAUGAUGCAGAAAAGGGGCAAUUUCCAGAACAGCACUUAAGAGAUGGUCUGUAUUGGCACACCUUCAGUACGGAAUUGUUUUUCAUUGACAGAUCACCAAGUUCAUCCACUGGGGUAGUUUACUCAAUGCAUAUUUUUACCAACAUUCCUAUUAGAAAACUUGAAUGUGUAUUUCUCCACUUUGAAUGCUUCUUCAUUGCACGGGGCCCCCACUUACCCAUUGUUAAAAGUUUUUGCUGUUUUGGAAGGAAGAAGGAAAGACUCAGACAAUGGAGGAUGCUCUGAUUAUUACUAUUACAUUAUUGGGCUGAGUUUCAGAAACUGAAGAGGACGGAGAUUUUGUGCCUUUCAGAGCCAUGCCAUCUCAAACUACUCCUCCAGUAAACAAGAUUCUAUUAUGUCCAGUCUGAACAUGCAUACCUCAAGCUCUAAAAAGAUGUAAUUUUCAUUGUAUCACUCAGCCUAUCUUUUCCUUGUGGGCUGAAAUAGCUGUUGAACCACUUUAUAUCUGGGAGGUCUUAGUCCCCUAUUUAUCUUCCUAAUAAGCCCUGCAUGCAUCUGUACAUCUGGCAGCAAUAGUGUUUUGUGUGACCUACGUGUCACUUUUUUGAGUUCCUAUGAAAUCAGUGUGACAGGAAGGAGUGUGAAUGUGUGGGAGAUAGAGAUGAAUUUGGGUGUUGCAGUGAAGAAGAAGAUUACUAUUCUUAGAGCACAGCCCUUGCCCAUAUGAGCACAAUGCCCAAGUUUACAGGGCUCUGGUUUCACACUAAAGUAGACAAGGCCAUAUGGGUUCAGCUAUUUCACUUGGAUAACCUUUGAAGGAGUCAGGGAAGAAGCAGAGGGAAAGCACAGAAACUGAAUCCAGUUUUACUUCAAUUUCUAACAAAAAUUGGGACCAGGAGCAUCUGAGCCUCGCUGGAGAUGGCUGUUCCCUGUUGAAGAAGGGGCUCUGGUGCCCAGUGUAUCUGCUGCUACAUGUAAGACUGUAUCCAAAGUUGCUAAGAUGUGUUCCCAUUUUUGCAAGAAAAGACAGGAUGGUUUUCGUCUGAUGGCUCCACUGCAUUCUCCCUUUGGGCAGAGGUGCUUAGCUUUCUCUAGAUUUUCUGGUGCUCAAAAAGAGCCAGGUGCAGGGCUGAGUAGGAGAAUCAUCUCUGUCCUUUUGGGUCGCACAGUGGUACCUGCCGCAUCUUAAAUUUUAAUCUGCAGUCAGUUUUUGUACAAAAAUGGUAAAAUAUAUUAGUGAAAGUAAUAAGGAAAUAAAAGAUGUUUAUGAGUAACUCAGAGAUGAAAUGUGUAGUUGCAAACUCAGCUACUUUGCCUUCCAUCCAAACUUAUUUUUCUAGAAUGCUUCAUUCCAUUUCAUGAUCUAGAAGCACAGAUCCUGAAAUCUUUUUUUAAUGACUACUUUAGGCAUUUUAAGCACAGUAUUAAGUGAGAUAGUUACAUGAGCUUCAUGUAUUCAUCUCUAUGAAGCCACCUACAGGAGAGGAGUCAAAAGCAGGACUGAUUUGUGUCUCUAGCUGACUCUCUGAUGUGGGAGGUGAUGACAGACAUCCUCAAAGAAGGAGAAAGGUAAUACCACUUUCCAGGCAGCAAAAAACAGCUCUGGAAAGUGUGAGGUUGCAGCAGUCAGUUUGUCAGAGAAGACACUAAUUGUCCUGUAAUCUGGUCAAAGGGAGCUUUGGCUCAUGUAUGUAUGCACUUUUUUCGCUUAUGCUGGUGGGUGGCUGCCUGUGUGUUUUCCCCAAAUGUCACUGAUUAUUUAACUAUAAGUUUUUAGCAUGUUUUUAAAUAAAAACUGAUACUGAGUAAAUGUAUCUUUAAUAUACACAAAUAUUGAUUUGUAUAAAUGCAUACAUUCUGUAUCUCUAAUUCAUGAAAGCACAGUUCAGGUCUGUGAAAGUGCUGUUUCUCUGAGUGUUCCUGCAGACUGUAGCACACCUGCUGUCUUACUUCCUUCAUGCUCGGGAGCUGCCAUAGAAUUCAUGCAGAGACAAAACAGGAGAACUGCCUGAAGAAGUUCUGUUUGAAAGCUGAUGAAGUAUGAAUUAGCAGUGAAUUCCGCUCACUCCUGGUCAUACCAAGUCCGUUGGUUACAGGAGGCCCAGGUGGAAGGUGCUCAAAAAUAGUGCCCGCAGCUAAGUAGCAGCAUGUGAAAUGCUAAAAGACAAUGACAUAAAUUUCUCCAAGAUGACAGAAGAUGCCUUGGAUAUGUCAUGCUUUGAGUUCCUGGACUAUGGCUACGUUAGGCCAACUCUCCUAUCCUGUGUCCACCUGCUCCAUUUCUAUGCAUGAAAUAUAAAUUCACACACAGGGAGGGUGCAAGCACAGAAGGCCGCCAGAUUUAUCCUCGUGGUCCUUCCUGGGUGGCAUAUCGGUCAGGCAUAGAAAAGGCAAGGAGGAAAAUGAUGUUUUCCCAGCAGAUGGGGUUUGGGAGCAGCAUGGAAUAGGCCACACAUAAUUCUGAUGUAACUUCUUUCCAUAAGAUGAGCAGCUUCAUCCUGUAGCUGGCAUGGGGAAACCUGGAGAUGUUUGCCUCUGGGCUAGCCAUCUGUUGUGCAGUAGAGAGUAGACACUAAGAAACAACAUGCCAUUCCCACCGGGUGAUGUUUGCACCAGUGUUUCUUCUAUGCAAUACUUUCGCCUUUAUAUAAAAGAUUUUUACUAGGAUGAUAUAAAAAUAAAGGAUUUUUAAAAAGG
Molecule: messenger RNA, 4875 nt
Organism: Oenanthe melanoleuca
Lineage: Eukaryota; Metazoa; Chordata; Aves; Passeriformes; Muscicapidae
Gene: TSPAN9
Product: tetraspanin 9
Exons: 10
Coding region: 211-1023 (270 amino acids)
Cellular component (GO): membrane
Source: RefSeq, a predicted model, not a curated record